AGCUUUUGAACUGAUUCAGAAGAGCGAAGCUCAACACAGCUAUAUAACCAAGAAACUCCAAAGCUUUUGAACUGAUUCAGAAGAGCGAAGCUCAACACAGCUAUAUAACCAAGAAACUCCAAAGCUUUUGAACUGGUUCAGAUAUCUCAAAGAGAAUGGAAGCACAAGGGAGUAACAAAAAUGAGGAAAACAUCAUUGGACAUGAGAUUAAGACUCUCUCAUUCCAUCUUGGCGAAAUAAAGAUACUAAAAAAUUUUGCAGAGUCACUUCAGUCUCUUUACUACCAUAAGAAAUUGAACAGAUCAUUAACAGACAACAAAUCUAAUGAUGUUUUGGAGUAUGAAAAAAUACUAGAUGAGACAAGAAAUAAUGCCGUUAAAUAUGUAAAGUCACACUUACCGAAGGUGGAAAAUUUACUGACUUCUAUUCAGACUUUAUUUGAAUACUACAACAGCUUUUCUGACGAAGAGUGGCUUAAAGAUAUCAAUGAAGAUAUUAAAGAAAGCAAAAAGAUAGCAGAAGAAGUCCAAGAAAUACAUGAGUUGAUAAAACUGGAAGAGCGUCCUAACACGACAAAAGCUGUUGUUAAAAAACUGAAGAAGAAUGAGGAUUUGAAAACGCAAAUUAACAAGUGGGAAAAAAAUGCAAAAGUAGUUAUGACCAACGUCGUGCAACAUGUAGACCAUUCUUCUAAACCGAACGAAUGUUCAGAAUUUUUUUCUAAUCAUGAGGAAGAUAUACAGCAGAAACCUUCUGGAUCUGAAAAGAAGCAACAAAAAGAAAAUACAACUCAUUGUCAUAAAAAAGAAGAUGUACAGCUGGAAGUUUCUAGUAAAUCUGGAUUUAGGAAGAAACAAAACGAAAAUGCAACUCAUUUUUAUAAAGAAGGAGAUAUACAGCAGGAAGAUUCUCAUCAUUUUGAAUCUAAAGCAAAGGAGUACUUAGCAAAGGCAACAGCAUUUCAAAAAGAGAUAGAUUUGAGGCAGAAAAACGUUUCAGUCGUGAACACGAAGCUGAUCGAUUCACUGCAGCACUAUAUCAAUAGCGUUUGUGGAAUAACAGAAUUCAUUUUUUUCCUUGAGAAAGAUAUAAGCUGCUUGCUCGGAUCAAAAAAUGAUCUUGAAAAAUAUAGAAAACAUCAUUUUCAAGUAAUGAAAGAGAAAAGCAAAGAAAUCGUUCAUAAAAUUCAAGAGUUCUUUGGCUUUAUACCUGACAUUCGUAGCACCAUAAAAGCGGUUCCUAAUAACGCCAAUGAUAAAAAUUUUGUCGACGAAUGGUUGCAGAGUAAGCUGAAGGAAAUAGAAAAAGAAACGGGCGUGGAAAUGAGUUCGUCGACCACUUGAUUUCUUCAGCUUUUUCUACUUUUAAAAAGAAACCAGAUGUCCCUUCCCUUCAAUAAAGUGUAAACUUAGAUGGUUCUCAAACUAAAUCGAUUAGCUUUCACUAAAGAUUGCCAUGUUCAUAUAUGAAUUUUUGCAUGAAAACAUUAAUAGGACUAGUGGGUAAAACAUUAAUAGGACCAGUGGCGUAGCCAGCCCGCAAUUUUGGUCGUGCUAUGUAAAUUUCCGA
This is a messenger RNA of Xenia sp. Carnegie-2017, 1569 nucleotides long. RefSeq lists its product as uncharacterized. The coding region runs from base 156 to 1343 and encodes 395 amino acids. Lineage: Eukaryota; Metazoa; Cnidaria; Anthozoa; Malacalcyonacea; Xeniidae. The transcript is spliced from 4 exons. The record is from RefSeq and is a predicted model, not a curated record.